AUGGCGCUCCCUCCUGGCCUUCCUCCUCUCGACUCGGGCGUGUUUGGUGUAUCUGCGUCAAGCAUUAUCAAUGCCCCGCCUCAGCACGUUUGGAAUGUUUUGACAGACUUCCAGUCAGGUUUGGAGGAAUCCGUUCGUAACGUCGCUGACGAACAGGGCAAUCCCCUACCCGAUUCUGCCCUAGCGGAAGGUGUCUUCCUCAACAUAUCUGAGGUCCAUAUCCCUCCAACCAUGGGCGACCCAGGACCAUUUGGCAAAUCCUCCGCAUUCGAGCGUGUCAACACGGUUGACACCGUUAAUUAUCGCUUGUCUUGGGAGUAUUGGGGCAAAACGCCAUCUUGGAUCCUUCAUGCAGAACGUUGGCAAGUUUUGAUUGAUUUGGGGGAUGGCCAAACGAAAUAUUAUACGCAGGAGGUUUUCAAAGGCGGUUUGGCGUACGUGGUCAAGGGAAUGCACGAGAAGGGCUUGAAUGAAGGGUUUCAGGCCAUGGCCGACACGUUGAAGGCCAGAGCAGAAGAGACUUCAUAG
Coprinopsis cinerea okayama7#130 is the source of this 528-nucleotide messenger RNA. RefSeq lists its product as hypothetical. The transcript is spliced from 3 exons. The record is from RefSeq and is a predicted model, not a curated record. The coding region runs from base 1 to 528 and encodes 175 amino acids. Lineage: Eukaryota; Fungi; Basidiomycota; Agaricomycetes; Agaricales; Psathyrellaceae.